Molecule: messenger RNA, 1436 nt
Organism: Medicago truncatula (barrel medic)
Lineage: Eukaryota; Viridiplantae; Streptophyta; Magnoliopsida; Fabales; Fabaceae
Product: senescence/dehydration-associated protein At4g35985, chloroplastic
Exons: 5
Coding region: 191-1318 (375 amino acids)
Cellular component (GO): plasma membrane
Source: RefSeq, a predicted model, not a curated record
AUAAUACAUUCCACCGAAAGUGAUAAAAUAUCAACUUAACGCCAUUCACUAGGAACAGAAUAAAGCAAAGGACAAAAGAAUCCAUAGCAGCAAAAGCUUCCUUCUGGCCUUUACCUUUUUCUCCAGUUCCUCAUUAACAUUUCCACAUCCACUCCGUAGAAAAAGAAAGCAACAGCACCAAAGCAGGGAUAUGAGUUGCUGUUUUCAUGGUUCCACAGUUAUGCAACCAAUGGAAACCUCCAUACCCAGAAGCAGUACUAUUGAAGACUAUGCAGGACACAAGAACCUUAGACAAGAAGUUCUGAUACAAAUACCAAGAUGCAAAGUUCAUUUGAUGGAUGAAGGAGAAGCUUUUGAACUAGCUCAAGGCCAUUUCAUGGUAAUCAAAACCUUGGAGGAAAAUGUUUCUCUUGCUACAGUUAUAAAGGUAGAAGAAGAUCUUCAAUGGCCUUUAACUAAAGAUGAGCCUGUGGUGAAGCUAGAUGCUCUCCAUUACCUGUUUUCGUUGCCCGUGAAAGAUGGCGAGCCUCUUAGCUACGGCUUGACCUUUUCAGAAGAUAGUUAUGGAAGCUUGAGUUUACUGGAUUCGUUUUUGAAAGAGCACUCUUGUUUUUCUGGCUUGAAGUUGAGUAACAAGAAUGACCUUGAUUGGAAGGAGUUUGCUCCGAGGGUUGAAGAUUACAAUCAUUUUCUGUCAAAGCUUAUUGCAGGAGGGACUGGUCAGAUUGUGAAGGGUAUCUUCAUCUGCAGCAAUGCUUACACCAACAAGGUUCAAAAAGGAGGAGAAAUGAUCCUAAAUAGUCAUGCAGAUAAGAAAAAUGGUGUUGUGGCCUGGGAAAGUAAGAGCAACAAGAAUGUCGGUGCCUCGAAGAAGAACAAGAUCAAUAAAAACCUCAAACGUGUGCGGAAGUUGUCCAAGAUGACAGAAAAGUUAAGCAAAUCUUUGCUUAGUGGUGUUGGCAUAGUUAGCGGAACAGUGAUAGGCCCUUUGGUUAAAUCCCAACCAGGAAAGGCAUUCCUAAGGAUGUUGCCUGGAGAGGUGUUGUUGGCUUCCCUUGAUGCAGUCAACAAAGUUCUUGAUGCAGCUGAAGCUGCUGAAAAACAAACUCUUUCUGCCACCUCCAAAGCUGCAUCUAGAAUGGUCUCUAACAGGUUUGGGGAUAAUGCUGGGGAAGCUACAGAGCAUGUGUUUGCAACUGCGGGACAUGCAGCUAACACUGCUUGGAAUGUUUUUAAGAUAAGAAAGGCCAUCAAUCCAGCUUCUUCAGCAUCCAAGGGCGUGCUGAAAAAUGCUGUCAAAAAUACCAAGUUUUAUUAAAUAUUUAAUUUCAAUCAAGUUUCUUUGUACUUGGUUGUCAAAAAAUGAAGUGGUGGAAUUAAUUAGUACUUGUUAUAUUCAUUUCAGUUUCAAGCUUUCAUCUUUUAAGAAUCGGUAA